UGGGAAGCAGGGGAGGGCAGUGGGAAAAAUGCACACCCAGACACGGAGCUAGUCGGACCAGAAGCAGAACUGCCCCUGGCACACGAAAGAGUCCGGCUGCAGGGAAAGGGGAGUGGAAAUUUACAGCUGCUUUGAGUGCGCGUGUGUGUGUGCGUGUGCAUGCUCGGGCGUUCAUUUCUGCUAACGCUUUUCCAGAGGGUAACACUUGCUCCGCAGGAGAGGCUGAAUUCUGGAAUCUGCUUUCUCUGCCACGUGUCAGCGAGAAGGAAAAGCUGCCAUUAAAUGGGAGAUAACUGAAAAGCACCUCUGGCUGGCCGCGCUGGCAGAGAGCUGUCUUCAGCACCUCGCCAUGGAGCUGCGCUUCGCCGCUUAGGCACGCCUGGCGGUCUCUGCACGCAGUUUAAGGCAGUCCUCUUCUAUACUGAAAGAAGAAAUCCAGGUGAAGAAAAAACAUGCCUUUGUUUAGUAAAUCGCACAAAAAUCCUGCUGAGAUUGUGAAAAUUCUGAAAGAAAACAUGGCCAUAUUGGAAAAACAAGAAAAAAAAACAGACAAGGCAUCAGAGGAAGUAUCAAAAUCCCUUCAAGCAAUGAAGGAAAUUCUUUGUGGGACCACGGACAAGGAGCCACCUACAGAAGUAGUGGCUCAGCUGGCACAAGAAUUAUACAACAGUGGCCUUCUGGUGACGCUUAUUGCCAACCUGCAGCUGAUAGAUUUUGAGGGCAAAAAGGACGUUUCCCAGAUAUUUAACAACAUCUUGAGAAGACAAAUUGGCACACGCAGCCCUACUGUGGAAUACAUUAGCGCCCAUCCACAUAUCCUAUUCAUGCUUCUAAAAGGAUACGAAUCCCCAAAUAUUGCCUUACGCUGUGGAAUUAUGCUGAGAGAGUGUAUCCGGCAUGAACCAUUAGCCAAAAUCAUACUUUUUUCGGAACAAUUCAGAGACUUUUUCAAAUAUGUGGAAAUGUCAACGUUUGAUAUAGCUUCUGAUGCCUUUGCUACAUUCAAGGACCUGUUAACAAGGCACAAGUUGCUGGUAGCAGAAUUUCUGGAACAAAACUAUGAUACAAUCUUUGAGGAUUAUGAAAAGCUCAUUAAUUCUGAGAAUUACGUAACAAAGAGACAAUCUUUGAAGCUUCUGGGUGAAUUGAUUCUGGACCGACACAAUUUUGCCAUCAUGACAAAAUACAUCAGCAAACCAGAGAAUCUGAAGCUGAUGAUGAACUUGCUGCGAGAUAAAAGCCCCAACAUUCAAUUUGAAGCAUUCCACGUGUUCAAGGUUUUUGUGGCCAGUCCAAACAAAACACAGCCCAUCGUGGAGAUCCUGUUGAAAAACCAACCCAAGCUAAUUGAGUUUCUGAGCAAUUUCCAGAAAGAAAGGACGGAUGACGAACAGUUCACUGAUGAGAAGAACUACCUGAUUAAGCAAAUCCGAGACUUGAAAAAGCCAACAGCUUGAAGAACUCCACUCGUUUUCCACUGUAGGCAUUAAUCUCAUUCGUUAAGUUCCUCCGUGUCCCUUAAACACCACGAUAGUGCUUGAGAAGGCACAAGUGCCUGUUUUUUUUUAUUUUGUCUUUGUUCCUAGAUGUCAAGAGUAUAGGGGUUUUACAUGGAAACUAAAAAAUAAAAUAAAAAACCUAGAAUAAUAUAUUAUUUUUAAUCAAGACUAUAAUUAUUUAUGUCAGUUUAGAACCUGUUUGUAAUAGAAGCUGGUUUGACAGAUUUCUCUGUUUGUGCUCAAGGAGGAUGAACCUAUUUUGCUUAACUUUAUCGGCAAACUUGAGCUGUUGCUGAGUGCACAAAGGAGGUCUUCUGAGGACUAAUGCUCUUCCUUUGCACCUGUAGUUGUGACUUUGGUUUAGUGCUGCACACACACAAGACUGUGAAAGAGUACAUUUGUCUCUGGAGUUACCUGCAGUUAGAGAUUCUGUUCUUUAGUCAAAACAGCAGGAGAUAAAAGCAGUAAAGGUCACGUUUUCGCUUUAUUUUUGUGUUCUUUCAUCUUUAAGUUUUCCUAUACCCUAGAUCAAAGGUUUUCUAUUCAGUCUGUGCUAGGGAAGUGGACAAAGACAUCAGCCAGAUGAGCUGUUUCUGCCAGCCUCCCAUUUCCCUCUACACCGUCUACCUUGUGCUAGGGCACAGGCUGUUCCCACCAGUUUCUGGCCAGACCGAUGGACCGCGUAGUCACCGGUGGGAGGAAGGCAAGAGCAACCCCUCCCUCUGUCAAGGCCCAUGCAGUAUUGCUAACGAAGUGAUCCUGCUCCUACUAAAGCCAGCAAGAAGUCUGUCCCCAGUGUCAAUGCGUGGUGGCCAGGGCUGUGUGGUUGAACCCCACCGAGUGCUGGCACUGUCGCAGGUCACAGGCUGCUCCUUCGCGCUUCCUGGUGCUGGGAGGGCUUUGGCCAAGAUUUUUACAUCUGGGUGCUGAAAGAAAGGCUCCCGACUGUAAAUGGCCUCAGCCCGAACCACCCAAGUGGCCCCUAGAGUCAUUCGGGGGCUGCACGUGCUCUCAAUGCUGAGAGCAUUUAUCGGAUACCUAAAUCAAGUUGAGACGACCAUUUAGCAGCCGUAGGCACCUCAGGCUGCUUCGUGCCUGGUGUUUUCUGUCCUUGUUCAUUCAGAUGUGAAUUUGGGUUCCGUGGUAGAUUUCAGAAGGGAAAUCAUUGCACUGCUCACGUUUUAAGUUGAAUAAGCUCUGCGGUCCAAACAGUGUUUCCCAGGUGUGUUUGAACAGUUUUUUGUUUGUUUGUUUUUGAGGUGUCUUUUGUAUUCUAGUGGGGAAAAGAAAAUGUUACUCUGAUGCUUUAUUGGGAAGUGGAGUUUGGGAGCAGGGAGUGGAAAUUUCUAGAGUUUUUCUUGACAGCCUAAGUUCUGAGUUUUCCUGUUUGUUGUAAGGCAGUUAUCUAGCUAAAGCUAUAGCUAAUGCUUCAGAUAAAAAAAGUGAAACUGAAUUGUAAAAACAGAACAAGACUUUUUCCUUCAUAAAGUGGUUGUAUAUUGGGGUGACUGAUACUUUAAUUUAUGUGCUUCAGAAAAGAAAUGACACUGAACAGAUUGUAGAGUCACGUUUUUGGUUUUAUUUUUUUUUCAGAUGUGAGAUAUACACAAAAAAUGUACAUCUUAGUUGCCUGGAAUUUAAAAAGAAAAUAUUUACAAGCUAUUAAAGGCAUGAUUACUGAUUACCCUUUA
This is a messenger RNA of Oxyura jamaicensis (ruddy duck), 3190 nucleotides long. It is a transcript of the gene CAB39L, whose product is annotated as calcium binding protein 39 like. Gene Ontology annotation, molecular function: protein serine/threonine kinase activator activity. The record is from RefSeq and is a predicted model, not a curated record. The transcript is spliced from 9 exons. The coding region runs from base 453 to 1457 and encodes 334 amino acids. Gene Ontology annotation, biological process: intracellular signal transduction. Lineage: Eukaryota; Metazoa; Chordata; Aves; Anseriformes; Anatidae.